Didymodactylos carnosus is the source of this 1146-nucleotide messenger RNA. NCBI's taxonomy places the organism in Eukaryota, Metazoa, Rotifera, Eurotatoria, Philodinida, Philodinidae. The record is from the annotation of a GenBank genome assembly.
AUGCCAUUCACAAUGACGUUACCAGAACAUUCGCCUGUGUGGUAUGAGCAACAGUGUUUUUCUACUCAUACACCGUUACUACUAGAAAAUUUGUAUGCUUAUCUUUCAAAAACACAAAUGUUUUCUAUCAAAGCAUGUAGACAGUUAGAAGAUAAGUUUAAUUCGAUAUUUCGUGUGGAUGAAAUUUAUGGUGCAUUGAAAUUAUCACCAGUUUAUUUGAAAAAAGUUAAACAAUGGUUAAAUAAUGAUGAACAAUUAAUUGCACAAAUUAGAAAUCAAAAAAUAUUGAAAGUGUACAAUCGUUAUACACAUGAAGAAAUGAUUUAUAAUUCCAUUCGUGGCAAACGUCCUCAAUCAACAAGUGAACUAUCACCAGAAAACUAUACAAUGAAACUGAUGAAAGAUACAAUGAAAACGUGUGAUUUUUGUGAAAAAAAUUAUCUAAGUUCAACAGCUGAAGACUCAUUCGGUCGUUUAGAAAGUAAAUUAUCUUACACUGCUGCAAACACGUUUAAAUAUGAUCGUUGGCACACGUUGAUUGUGAGUCGUAAUCAUGAUACAUUACAUUUGACACAAGAUGAAUUGGAAGAUAUGUUCGAAUUAUCUAAAAAAUGGUUUAAAAAAGCUCAUGAUCUUGAACGAGAAUAUAUGUAUCCAGAAAUGAUAUGGGAUGCUAUGCCAAAAGCGGGUGCUAGUCAAAUACAUACACACAUUCAAGUUAGUUUGGGUAAAGAUUCAUAUUAUGGUGUUAUUGAACGAACAAGACAAGGUGCCAAGCAAUAUUCAAAAGAUCAUUCCCAUAGAAAUUAUUUCAGUGAUUAUUUACAAACACCGUUGAAAGAUUUAGAAGUGAUGAUCAUGGGUGAAAAAUUAAAUAAGCAUUUUUAUCGUGCUAUACAUCUCUUAUUUCGAGCAUUUAUUGACGAUAUGAAUGAAUAUAGUUUCAGCUUCGGGAUGCAUUUACCUCCAAUGAAUGAAGCAUUUGUUUCUAAUAUGCCAGUUCUAUGUCGUACUGUAUUUCGUAAUCCAGUUACGAAUCUUCGAUCUGAUAUGAACGGACUUGAUUUAUACACAAGUUCUGUUGUUGGUAAAGAUCGUUAUGUAUUAUUUCGAAAAUUAAAAUCAAGUAUUGAAAACCGUUUAUAA